Molecule: messenger RNA, 1915 nt
Organism: Lutzomyia longipalpis
Lineage: Eukaryota; Metazoa; Arthropoda; Insecta; Diptera; Psychodidae
Gene: xit
Product: probable dolichyl pyrophosphate Glc1Man9GlcNAc2 alpha-1,3-glucosyltransferase
Exons: 5
Coding region: 119-1633 (504 amino acids)
Biological process (GO): protein N-linked glycosylation
Cellular component (GO): endoplasmic reticulum membrane
Molecular function (GO): dolichyl pyrophosphate Glc1Man9GlcNAc2 alpha-1,3-glucosyltransferase activity
Source: RefSeq, a predicted model, not a curated record
GAGUUUCUUAACCUCAAAAAAAUCAACCCCUUUCGCGGAAUCUUUUGAUCUCCGGGAGAAUUUCUUGCAAUUUAACCGGGUAAUUGUUAAUUAAUUUAACAAGAGACUAAGAAAAAAGAUGCUGUGGACACUAUUUGCUCUGGUAUCAUGUAUAAAACUCCUCUUCAUCCCUGCAUACCGGUCGACGGAUUUUGAGGUUCACCGAAAUUGGCUGGCAAUAACACACAGUCUCCCACUUAGUGAGUGGUACACGGAUGACACGAGCGAAUGGACAUUGGAUUAUCCACCAUUCUUUGCCUAUUUUGAGUGGAUUCUCUCCCACUUUGCGAAGCUUUUCGAUGAGAAGAUGUUGAUUGUGAAGAAUCUGGGGUACUCCUCCGAUGCCACGGUGUUCUUCCAGAGAAUCUCAGUUAUUGCCACAGAUGCUGUACUCUUGCUAGGCGUUAAAUCCUGCCUCCAGGGAGUGAAAGACUGGUCAGGGAAGCAAAAGAACAUCGUGGCUGUUCUUCUAACUUUCAACGCGGGACUUUUAAUGGUUGAUCAUAUACAUUUUCAGUACAAUGGGAUUCUCUUUGGGCUUCUUCUCCUCAGCAUUGGAGCAAUAAUUGAGGAAAACUUCCCAAAGGCUGCACUUUUCUUCUCAAUCCUCCUGAAUAUGAAGCACAUCUUCAUCUACAUUGCCCCCGUGUACAUUGUCUACCUCUUCAGGCAUCACUGCAUGCAACGAGGGAACUUCCUGAAGCACCUCGCACAGUUGGCUGGAAUUGUUGGUGUUACAACAUUCAUCUCCUUUGGCCCCUUCUACGCUCAACUCCCACAGGUUCUGUCGCGUCUCUUUCCCUUCAAGCGGGGCCUCUCCCACGCAUAUUGGGCCCCCAAUUUCUGGGCAAUGUACAAUUUCGCGGAUAAAUGCCUGGCUGUUGGGUUGAAAAUUAAAACAGAAGGCUCCUCAACGUCUAGUGGGCUCGUUCAGACAUUCCAGCAUGUGGCACUACCGUCCAUUACGCCGCUGACCACAUUCAUUCUCACGGCGCUUUUCACCGCCCCUUGUGCCGCGAGGGUGCUCCUGCAGAGGGAUGGGAAGUGGCAGGAUUUCGUCCGCGGCGUCAUCCUGUGUGCACUAACAUCAUUCAUGUUCGGUUGGCAUGUCCACGAGAAAGCAAUCCUCAUGGCAAUAAUUCCACUCAGCCUCCUGUCCGUCCACACAGCACUCGAUGCCAAAUAUUUGAUUCUGAUGACAAUCACAGGUCUGUUCUCUCUCAUGCCACUCCUCUAUCCACCCGAACUCACCCCGGUCACUGUGACACUCUGCCUCGUGUACGUAUGCCUCACCCUCUGGAGCCUCACAUGGUUGCACCCGAGCAUUGGAUUCGCCGCAAUUGAGAAAGUCUACUGCAGUGGUUUCGUGGCAUUGUUCCUCUACAAUUACAUCUUCCACUUCCUCCUGAAGAUUGACGGGAAAUUACCAUUCCUCCCACUCCUCCUUACCAGCAUCUAUUGCGCUCUGGGUGUCACGACGCUCUGGCUUUGCUACUACUGGCACUUCAUGCGGGGCAGUCAUCAAGGGAGGGGUACCACCACCCCAGCCCCACAACCACCCACUAAGCCAAAGAAGAAACUUAAGAGUAAAUAAUGUGCGCAUCCAAAAAAGCUCUAGCUCUCUUCAUUCCACCAUUAACCCUUCGAAAUGGGAUUUAUAUCGAGUUAUGCAUCUUUCUCUGUGAGAUGCAAGAAAAAAGCCAUCAGGCACAACAUUUAGACGCCUGGCUGAGAGAAGAAAAUAUUGCAGUGAGCGCAAAAGGAUGGGAUUUGCAACACUUCAAGAGACAAAAGGAGCUUUUCCUUAAAAGAGGAUUUUGUACAAAUUAAUGAGAUUUUUUUUGUAAAAUAAAAAUUAAAUUCUUAUUAAUCUCGA